UAUAGCAAAAUUUCCGAAAAUCCUUACCCAUUUAGGUAAAAUUAUUGUUUUGUAAACAAUUAAAGUACAACACUGAGCUCCAUACCUCGACCGCCGCUUUUGAUUCAAACUCCCGGAAAGGUUUAUAUUUUGCUGUGAAUUUUCUUCUUUAAAAUCCAUGCACAAAUGUAAAGUUUACCCUCGAAAUCCGGCAGAUAAUUUUGUUUAAUGCUGAUAAAGAUUGUUACCGGAAUAGAAUGCAAGAUUCGGGAUCGCAUGGUGAAUCACAAGGAGAUCACAAUUAUGUCGCCCGUCGUACACGUUCAACUUCCAGUGACGACUCAAGCAUAGAAUUUCGUUAUCCUGGUCGUCGAAGAACCAGAUUGCGUCACGGACGUGUUGAAAAUACAGACCAUGAUUACAUAGCGCUCAGAGGAAUCAGUGAGGAUGAUGAUGGGGGCGAUAUAGAAACGGAAGCCGAACCAAGUGCUGAACAAUCGGAGGAUACACAGCGGGACGUCGACGAUGAUAACAAUACAGACGCAGAUGACGAAGCAGCUAAUGACUUGGCCGAAGUAGAACAAGAAAUGUUAGGUGUUGGACCGCCACAAGGACAAAAUGCAGGCAAUGAAACGGAAGAUAAUGGAAAUUUACUUGAACCGGCACCACCAGAUCCCAUGGCUGGCCCUAGUGUCCCUACUGAAGCUGCCGGCACAAUUGAAGCUAACAUUGAGGGUUCUGCAGUGAAUUUAGUCUCCCCAUCACCACCCAAGAAACGUAAACGCCUAAGCCUUGGCACUUCAAAAUCCACUACGCCGCGCGUGAAAUCAAGCGCUGGUAGUGGCGGUGAAGGUGAUGAAGAAGAUGAAGGUAUGACGUGCCCCAUUUGUCUGGACAACUGGGAAAUGUCAGGUGAACAUCGCCUAGUGUCAUUGCGAUGUGGCCAUCUAUUCGGCGAUUCAUGCAUUCGACGGUGGUUAACAGAGAGUGCACGUCAGUCAGGUAUCAAGGCCUGCCCGCAAUGCAAAGCAAAAGCCACAAAUCGCGACAUUCGCUGCUUAUAUGCCAAACGUUUGCGCGCGAUUGACCGCAGUGAAGAGCAUCGAUUGCGCGACGAAUUGGAGGCGGAGCGUCGACGUUCACAAUCACUGCAAACAGAAGUCGCGGCAUUGAAAAUGACAAAUAAAGUUGUAGCCAUGCAACUGGAGUCCAUGUCUGCCGAUAAUGAACGUAUGAAGCAGCUGCUACGGGCUGGUGGUGGUGGUAGCGGCAGUUUUAGUUAUGAGGCGGAUCUUGCCAAUGGCAAGCAACUGUUACGACUGCAGAUGCAUCGACUUCAUCUCGAGACCACUAUCACGAUAACGCGUGAGCCUGGUUGUCGUGUAAUAAUACACGCCGCACGGCAAUCAUCAAUUUUGGCGUCACAGAAGAGCGCACAGGGUCUUUUUCCUGGUUAUGGUGUGCGCUUCAUCGAUAUGGCCACAUUUCGUGCCACAACGUUCCUGCAUGCUUCGACAAAGCUCUUACGCGAUAUGUGUCUAAACGCUGACCAACAAUUGCUGGCAGUCGCUAGCAUGGAGACACGAUCAAAGUUGUUUGAUUUGCGUACGCGUCAAGUGGUUUCCAUAUUUGAACCAGGCGAGAAAACUCUCUGGGCUUGUGCAAUGGACCGCAAGGAUCGAGAGAAUGUGCUGUAUUUAGGCAGCUCAAAUGGCAGCACAUACACAUACGAUAUACGUUUUUCAGAUAACAUUUUGGAGGAGUACAAAACUGAAGGAGAUUUUAGCACUGUGAUUAAUGUGGCCAGCGUGUUUCCCGGCAGUCAUUUCCCUAAUGGUGGUUUUCUCGUCUGCAAAUUGCAGUCACUUUGGUUCUACGAAUACACUGAUGGUAGCACCACAACGAUUGCAACCCGGCUCAAUGUUGAGGGCCCUUUUAGUUCAAUGCAUUAUGAUGCCGCCCAAGAAACGUUGCUUGUGUCGGCGCGAUGCAGUGUACGUCACCCACAAUCACGCUACAUUGUUGGACGUUUGGAGAAGGUAGACGACACACCUUUAAUAAAUGUGAAAGUAACAUUUCAUGGUUCGAAAGCGACGCCAAUAAUGACACGUUGCGCUCAAGUUGCCGUAGAAGCGAAUACCCUAGUAGCCGGCUACAUACAAGACGUCAAACAGUUAGCAUUGUUCGAUGUGCGACGAGAACAGCGCGUCCAAACAAUGCCAGCACAGGAAGUAAUCUAUGAUAUAUGUGCAGUUUAUGUAAACAAUGCAACUUAUUUGGCAGGUCUAUCCGAAACCAAAUGUCGCAUGUAUAAACUGACUUCCUCAAAUACAUAGUAUGAAAUGCAAAAGCUUAAUAACAACAUCCUUAAUUGAUUACCAUUGUGUAGUAUUUUUUUUUUGUUGAUAUAUGCCGAUAUGUAUGUACGUAUCGUCGCCUGGGUAAAAGAUUGUCGUAUGUUAAUUUCGGCAGG
Messenger RNA from Rhagoletis pomonella (apple maggot), 2452 nucleotides. Its product is annotated as E3 ubiquitin-protein ligase RFWD3. The coding region runs from base 237 to 2315 and encodes 692 amino acids. Gene Ontology annotation, molecular function: protein binding; ubiquitin protein ligase activity. The transcript is spliced from 3 exons. Lineage: Eukaryota; Metazoa; Arthropoda; Insecta; Diptera; Tephritidae. Gene Ontology annotation, biological process: protein ubiquitination; interstrand cross-link repair. The record is from RefSeq and is a predicted model, not a curated record. Gene Ontology annotation, cellular component: nucleus.